Molecule: messenger RNA, 1104 nt
Organism: Selaginella moellendorffii
Lineage: Eukaryota; Viridiplantae; Streptophyta; Lycopodiopsida; Selaginellales; Selaginellaceae
Product: WAS protein family homolog DDB_G0292878
Exons: 3
Coding region: 33-992 (319 amino acids)
Source: RefSeq, a predicted model, not a curated record
CAUCACGAUUGUGCUAGGGCAGGAGCUUCGCGAUGGCGGCGGUGGAUCUCGUCGCCUGGCUGCGGGGCCGCGCCGGCCGCUUCGACAACACGCUCUUGGCUUUCCGAAGGGAUCUGGAGGAAGGCGACUUGGAUGACGAGCUGAAAGCCGCGCUGCAUCUGAUAGCCCGGGAAAGAGAGCCGGAGCCGGAGAGCGAGAAGGAUGGUGGAGAGAGUGGCGGCGAGGAGAGGAUCGUGGAGGAAAAGAUCAGUGGCGAGGAGGCGACCAACAACGGCGACGCCACCGCCAGUGCCGCCGUCGCCGCUGCCAGUGCCGGUGGCAAGAAGAGCAAGAGGAAGAACAGGCACAAGAAGGAGACGCUGUCGGCGGCGGCGGUGGUGGAGUCGAAGGUGAACAAGAACAAUCAGACGGAGACGGUGUCGACGGUGGUGGUGGAGUCGAAGACGAAGACUGUGACUUCCUUGGUGCCUCCAGAGGAGGAGGCCGCUGCCGCUGCCGCCGCCCCUGCUUCAAGGAGGAAGAAAAACAAGAAGAACAAGAACACAAAUACAGGGGACGAGAACAAGGAUGCCGGGAUGGAAGUUGACGCAAAUGCUCCUCCGCCUCCUCCACCUCCCGCGGUGGCUGUUCCUGCUCUUCCCGCCGCUGCCGUCGCUGUUCCGGAGGGGGAUCUCGCCACCAAGGCCAAGAAGAGAAAGAAGAAAAGCAAGGUGGUGGCGGCGAGCGAGGAUGGAGGCGCAGCGCAGGGCCACGGCGAUGGCGAUGGCGAGGCCGGAAGCUCCAAGAAGGUCGAGGAACCCAAGGGCGAGGAUGUAGGCGCGGCGCAGGGCCAUGGCGAUGGCGAUGGCGAGGCCGAGAGCUCCAUGAUGGCCGAGGAGGCUGGAAGCUCCAAGAAGCGAGCGAAGCCCAAGGAGGAGGACACCGCUGAAGCCGCUGGAGAUGCCGCUGCUACCUCCGCGAAGAAGAGGAAGAAGAAGAGCAAGGGCCAGUGAUGAUCGAAUUGGUAUAGAGUGAUCGAAUAGCUAUAGAGCGAUCGAGCGAGAACGUUUUGCGGGAAUAAGAUCUGUAGGAAUCGGCCACGAGAAAGCAUCUAUUUUCAAAAAA